AUGCAAAUUGAAAUCGGAUUGGAUAUUGGACUUGUUAUUUACACAGGGGUAGAUACCAAGGCAAUGAAAAAUAUGAACAAAUCUAUUGUGAAGUUCAGCUAUGUCAACAAGAUGCUAAACAUUAUGAUUGGUAUAAUGUUUUGUAUUCAAAUUGCCUUUUGUCUGGCCUACACUAUUGCUAAAACAAAUCUUGAGUUUUCAAAUCCAUACUAUCUCGGUACACCUAACCCAGUAAGAGAAAAUGCAGCCCUUGCGACCUUAAUGUCUUUUCUCACCUAUAUUAUUUCUUUUGCUCACUUUAUUCCAGUGUCAUUGCUUGUUUCCUUUGAGUUGGUAAAGGCUGUACAUGCAUGGUUUAUCUCAAUGGACAAUGAAAUGACAAUCACUGAAUGUUCUAAUGAUUCACCCGUGGACAAUAGCAGCAAGGAAAAUGUAGACUCAAAGUUUGUUUCUUCUGUUGCCAUUUCUAGUGAUUUGAAUUGCGAUCUAUCCCAAAUUGACAUGAUUUUUUCUGACAAGACUGGCACCUUAACAGAAAAUUUAAUGGUAUUCAAAAAAUGUGCCAUUGGAAGAGAAUUGAAAGUAUUUUGUGCAAGCAAUGAUGAAAACGAAUGUUUAGGGAAACAGGUGGAAUCUUUUAAGAACCACACAGGUCAUGAAGAAAAACAUAAUUGUGGCCAAUCUAAUUUCUAUGAACUGUCCAUGACCGAAGAACAAUUUUUCUUUUCAGUCGCGGCACUGCUAACAAUGUCUCUAUGUCAAAAUGUUGCUGUUAGACAUGUCACACGUUCUAAAACUAAUGAAAUAACAUAUGAAGGGGAGAGCGUAGAUGAAGUGGCACUUGUAUUGGGAGCUUCGAAUAACCAAUUUUCUCUUGUUUUCAUGUCAGACAAGAAAACUGUACUAAAAGUGUUCAAUAAGGAGUAUACUUUUGAGAGAUUAGCAGAGAUACCAUUUACACCAGACAGAAAGAGAAUGACAACUGUAUUCAAGAUUUCUCAGGAAUUUCUAAAAGAUUUUCCUAUUUUCGAAACGUUUUGCAUUGGUCAAUGCGAAGAAGAUAUCGCCGUUGACAAAGAUGGUAUGAUUAUUUGCUUUACAAAAGGGGCAGAUUCUUUUCUGUAUCCACUUCUCGAACAGUCGAAUAAGCAGCAAGUUCAGUUAAACAUUGACGAGUGUUCAUCAAAUUUCGCAAGUGAGGGUCUUCGAACUCUUUUGCUUUGUUAUAAAGCUCUAUCUAAGGAGACAUUCGAAGAAUGGAACAUGAGAUACAAUGCGGCUAAAACGUUACUUUUAAACACAGCCAGAAAACAAGCAAUGGACAAGUGCGAGAAAGAUCUUGAAAAAGAUCUGAUAUUUGUCGGAUGUACUGCUAUUGAAGACAUUUUACAAGACGGUGUUCCAUCCACAGUUAAAUUCUUCCUAGAUUCUUGUAUUCAAAUUUGGAUGGUUACAGGUGAUAAACGAGAAACAGCAGUAAUAACUGAAUACUUGGCAGAAAUAGCAAAACUAUCACAAAAUCAAUCCGAAAAUGUAACACUUGUGUUGGAUGGAAAUUCAUUUUCAAACUUUUUCAAAGAUGAAUCACUUCCUCUCUUUAAGGAUCUUAUCAAAAAGUGCAACACUGUCAUUUGUUGCCGUUCAACACCAAAACAAAAGUCCCAACUUGUGACAUUUGCAAGAACUGAAUUGAAAAAGAGAGUACUCGCUAUUGGAGAUGGAGCAAAUGAUGUUCCAAUGAUUCAAAAAGCAAAUGUUGGUGUUGGAUUAAUUGGUAAAGAAGGAAAUCAAGGAAAGACAAUACCUAAAUUCCGAAUGUUAAAAAGAUUAAUUGCAGUUCAUGGAAGAUAUUCUUUGAAGAGAAUUGCCUCCUUUAUCAAUUACUACAUUUAUAUGAACCUUGGCAUUGUUUUCAUUCAGGUUCUUUACUCAUUCUAUACGAGAUUUUCAGGACAAGCAUUAACAGAGGAUUUUGUAGUUAUAUUUACCACUUUGUUUUUUCAACAACUCAAUCCCUUAAGCUUUGGAAUAUUUGAAAAAGAUAUUUCAGAACACCAUUUGCUAGAUUCAAAAACAGGACCAAAGUUGUUGUCAUCUCUUCGAAGAGAAAAUGUUUUUAACCUUUACACGUUUGUCAAAUGGAUAGGUGGAGGAAUACUCCAUGUCAUCAUUAUAUUUUUCGUGUGCAUUUAUGGAACAGAAAGAAGUAUUUUGACGAACGGCAGAGAUGAUGGGCUUUGGAUGAAGACAGUACUUGUCAACUCUUGUAGUUUCAUGGUUAUGACUUUGAAAUGUUAUCUUGAAUUUGAGCAUGUGACACCAUUUCAUCAAUUUGCAAUGGCCUUUUCCUUUGUUACAUUCUAUGGAUUUAAUUUGUUGUAUGCUGCAGCAGAAACUUCUCCGCUCUAUAACAUUUGGUAUUCGUGUGCUCAAUCUCCAGUAUUUUGGUUUAUCCAUUUGCUAUGCCUUAUUUCAACAUUGGGUAUCGAUUUUACAAUCCAUCACCUCAAAGAACUGUUUUUUCCAGAUUAUUAUCAACAAGUGAAACGUAAACAGAUCAUGUAA
Naegleria fowleri is the source of this 2565-nucleotide messenger RNA. RefSeq lists its product as uncharacterized. Gene Ontology annotation, biological process: phospholipid translocation. The transcript is spliced from 3 exons. Gene Ontology annotation, molecular function: ATP hydrolysis activity; ATP binding; ATPase-coupled intramembrane lipid carrier activity. The record is from RefSeq and is a predicted model, not a curated record. Bases 1 to 2565 code for a protein of 854 amino acids. Lineage: Eukaryota; Heterolobosea; Eutetramitea; Acrasida; Naegleriidae. Gene Ontology annotation, cellular component: plasma membrane.